Messenger RNA from Clupea harengus (Atlantic herring), 5152 nucleotides. It is a transcript of the gene spag5, whose product is annotated as sperm associated antigen 5. Gene Ontology annotation, biological process: regulation of attachment of spindle microtubules to kinetochore; cell division. The record is from RefSeq and is a predicted model, not a curated record. Lineage: Eukaryota; Metazoa; Chordata; Actinopteri; Clupeiformes; Clupeidae.
GGUCGUCCCAAUGUUUGAAAUGAUAGGCGAGACAGGCGGUUGAACUCAUAACAAACACCUGAGCUAGUUUACAGCAAUUUCAUCUUAAAGACUUGGCUUGGGCAAGUGCGAACAAUGUCCACGUUACAAGGAUCACAUGUCAAAGAAGUAAGUGCACCUGUGAGAACUCCUCUCAGAGAUGUGCAAAAUGAACUCCUUGCCUCCCAGCAACAGACCCACAAGAACAAAUCACUCAUACUGUCUGAAAGAACUACAUCUGAAAAAAAGGGUCCCAUCACAAGUUGCCACUCAGCAGAGCACUAUGUUGAGGAUACCACUAGUGAGAUGCAGAAGAUCCAUUGUGCUCCCGAAUCUACCAAUGAGACCUCACAAAUGGAUCCUUCUAGCAGCCCUACGGACGACCAGUGUGCUUUUACCGACCGGGGAGAUAUGACCUACACUUUUUUAGGAGGAGAAAUCCAGCUCUCUGACACAUUAGACACAACAGAUGCCACUCAGGGCAUUCCACUGGACAACAACAGCCAUUCUGUAUGUACUGACAGUGAACUUGAAGAGGGAAAUAUUGAGACCUUUCAGGAUGUCGAGCCCCAUUUUGAUCAUCCCUACUAUCAGGCAGAAAGAAGCACCAUCUCAUCCUGCGAUGUCCCCACUGUUGCUCCAAGUGUCACACACAUGUCUGCUUCCCCAGACAAUCUGACUGCAUCACAUCUACCUGUUACAGACACAGACGGGGUUGGUGACAUCACGUUCAAGUCAUUUGUCUGUUCUGAUGUGGAGAUUGAGGUCUCGGGUACUCCUGAUGAAACAUCUGAGCUUUCAGCUCUUUUGAAGAACCUGACCGUGGAGGGCCAUCAAGCUCUUUCCCAGAGCAAUGGAGGUCUUGAUGAAGGUGCAGAUGUGUUGCUUAAUUGCAGCCAGCAUGUAGAUCAUCCAUAUUGCAAUGUGGAAAACAACACGACCGGGGACCCUGCCGUGUACUUGGGCCAUGAGAGUCAAGCAUUGGAAGAAGACCUUGCGUUUCAGAUGCAUUCUAAAAUCCAUGCAGAGAGCUUACUUUAUUUUGAAGAGGCAAAUACUGAUGCAGGAACAAGUAAUGGACAGAACGGAGACAUCACAUUCAAGUCCUUUAUGUGCAUGGGAGGAGAGGUUGAUAUUUUGGAAGAUGCGUCCAGACUAUCAGAAAAAUCUGUUGUCAUCAUGGAGGAAAAGACGCUAGAAAACAGUGAACCAUCUGUUUUCAGUGUCACUGUACAUGAAGGCGAGACCAGCGCUGCUGUGCCAUCUGGAGAAGGCCAUGCUGAUCAUCCUUACAGUGAGAUCCAGAUGUCGUUUGUUUGUGAUUCCCCCGCAAUUGAUGCAUCGUUGGAGAUCCCCGUUGUUGCAGAGAAGGCAAUGGAUGAAGAGAGUUGUAGUGAUCAGAUUAUUAACAGAGAAGAGAGUGCAGUGCUGUCAUAUGUCCAAGACACCAGCAGCUGCACCAAUGAUGUUUCUGCGAAGAGUUCUGCACCGGUCACUCAAGUCAACGUGAUGACGGCAUCACCCGCUGGCUCCCAGCAUGCACUGCAGGAGAGUGCAGUGCUGUCAUAUGUCCAAGACACCAGCAGCUGCACCAAUGAUGUAUCUGCGAAGAGUUCUGCACCGGUCACUCAAGACAACGUGAUGACGGCAUCACCCGCUGGCUCCCAGCAUGCACUGCAGGAGAGUGCAGUGCUGUCAUAUGUCCAAGACACCAGCAGCUGCACCAAUGAUGUAUCUGCGAAGAGUUCUGCACCGGUCACUCAAGACAACAUGAUGACGGCAUCACCCGCUGGCUCCCAGCAUGCACUGCAGGAGAGGAGCAGUGGUGACGACAGCGCUCUGGGGUCGUCCUCAGACCCCUUCCAGGCUUUUGAAGGCGAACCAGAGGAGCUGCGCCGGGACAGCCCCCAGCCUGCGCUCGGAGAAACUCUGUCUGUUCAGUUCCAGGAGCUCUCUGCCCCCUCCACCCCGAGAGCCUCCUUCUUAUCCAGGAGCCUCCUGCUGGACCCUCCGGACGACGAGCAGGACAGCCGGCUUUGGGCCGGAGCCCUGGACAGCCCCCUGCCGCCUCCACAGCUCAACUCCACGGCCCUGCCCUCCAGCCUCAUCUGCAUGUCAGUUCCCCCCUCUCCCUCUCCGCCUGCCCAGACCCUACGAGUCGCUCCAGAGCCGCCCACGGGGCCUUCAGCUCCCCAUGUGGUCCAAUGGCUGACGCCCCAGGUCCUGCUCGGGGGCGGGCCGCUGCAAGAGCAGAUGAGGCAGAUGGCAGAGCUGCUCAUAGCGGCGUCGGGGAAGCACCCCACCACCCCGGUGAACCAGCAGAGUGCGUGUGUGGGGACGUCGCCUCUCAAGUGUGCGGAGCGCAGCAUGAACACGUCGGUGGUGCCGGAGGUGGAGGUUCCCGUGGCGGACGUUAGUACCAGCACGGACUCUCUGCUCUGGAAUCUGAGCCCUGGUUCUCUGGAGUGUCUCCCGAGAGCAGAGCUGGAGCAGAGGCUCACCUCCUACCUGAUCAUGUCCGAGGCUCUGCUGCAGCAGGUGGCCUCUGCCCGCGCUCAGCCCCCCAGCUCAGGCCCCGCGCCCUCUGACCUGCGCGACAAACUCAUUCAGACCGACCACACGGAGCUCAGCCAGAUGGAAACCUACAAAGAUCUCUAUGUUGUCGCCCUGGACAAGAUUCAGUCUCUUCAGCUGGAUCUCCACGAGCUUGAGAGUUUACGGCACAACAUGCAAGCCACGUCAUCCAAUAUGGUGGCCAUCAAGACCGAUACUGAGGAGGCUUUGAGCAGCAUGAAGGAUAUUGGCGAUAUUGUCAGUGAAGAUCAAAAGGACAUGUCGAAACAGAUGUCUCAGAUGAAGUCGCUGUAUGGCAAGUGUCGGGAGACCCUGAGGAAGAUGCAGCAGAAGACCAGAGACUGCCUUGAGCAGAGGGACGACAUGAGGAGCAGAAUGGACGAGGCCCUGCAGGCCAAAGAGGCGGCCUUCAGCGUGGUGGAGCAGCUGCGGGGUCACAGUGCCGCCCGGCUGGCAGAGCUGGAGGAGAGUGUGGGCUCUCACCAGCAGCUCAGAGAGGCCCUGAGGCACUCCUGCCCCCUGCAGGCGGCAUUAAACAAAGACUACGUGGAGACUCUCGCUGAAGCAAAGGAGCUUUUGAAGGCCACGUUGGAGGACCAUGCCAGUUUGCAGGAGGAGUUGGGGAGAGCAAGGCACCUCCUGCAGAGGACCAGGCCUGUGCUCCUGCGCCUCCACCAGAGGGCCUCCGACGCCGUGGACCAGAGUGAGCUGUGCCAGCGCGAGAGGGAGCAGGCCCUGGAGGACCGAGACCAGAUCCAACAGGAGCGGGAGCAAACACAAGAAAGUCUUCAGGAUGCAGGGCGACUGAUUGGAGACUUGAACACUCAGCUGACUAUCUUGAAUGCAGAGAUGACAGUGUUGCGGCAGCAGCUGGAGGAGGUGGAGGAGGAGCGCGACCAGCUGCAGAGGCGCAGCACAGAACUCUCUGCCACCGUCACCUCCACCAUGGCCUCCUACGCCUUCCUGGAGCAGGCCCUGGGCAGCGAGACCAAGAAAAUGCAACAGUCAAUGCAUGAAGCCCAGGAAACCAGAGAAAGAGCCAGUGGUCUGGAGCAGGCUCUGGAGGCCUCCCAGGGGGAGGUGCUGGGGCUAACCGAAGCCCUGGCCCAGAGGGACGGCCUGGUGAGUGAGCUCCGUGCCCAGGCCGAGGUCCACACUGCCCAGCUCCGCCAGCUGCAGAAGCUCAAGGUCGAGCUCUCCAGCUCCAAGGAGAUGAAUGAGUUCCUGCAGAUGGAGAACGAGCUGACGCAGGAGCAGAUGUCCGAGAGCGAGGGGAUGCUGCGCACCCACCUGCAGGGCCUGAGGGAGAGGAACCUGGAGUGUGAGGACCUCAAGCUGGCCCUCUCCCAGCUCAGGCAGGAGCGGGACUCCCUGGCGGAGGAGCUGGACAGCACCAGCACCAGUGCCCGAGCCAUGCUGCUGGAGCAGGGCGAGCAGCUGGCCCAAGCCUCCAAACACGUCACCAUGCUCCACCACCACAUGCACUGCUUCACCAGCACCCUGGAGCUCGCCCUCUCCGCUCAGGCACCAGAGGCCUCUACGGAGGACGAGUCUCCUGAGCAGCCAGCCUCAUUUGUGGACUCCAUCUUGAAGGCCAUCACCCAUGAGGAGGAGCAGCAGCCGUCUAGCAAGACCUCUGCUGACACAGCAGUGGAGGAUGAGCCUACGGAUGGAUUGGGCAGCACGCGCAGUGCCUUCUCCCGUGUGCCAUCCACCACCCCCAGAAAGGAGCGAGCAGCGCAGGAGAGCUCAGUGGUGCAGGUGGUGACGGAGCUGACGGAGAUGUUCACCAAGCUCACCACCACCAUCCAGCAGCUUCAGCAGCACCAGGACACCGAUCAGGAGAAACUGCACAAAGCCAAGGAGGAGUUGCAGGAGCAGCUGCGUGAGGAGGCCCACAGGCACCGGCAGCAGGAGCAGGAGCUGCGGGAGCAGCUGCAGCGGCUGCAGGCGCAGGUGGAGAAGGACGCCGCCGCCCUGCAGCAGAAGGCCCAGGACGAGAAGACACUGAACAAGUUGUGCGGUGAGAUGGACAAGAACAUGGAGCAGGCCCAGAAACAGCGAGCAGAGACCAUGGAGCUGCGGAGGGAAGGGGCGGAGUUACGGCAGGCGCUGCAGCAGUCUCAGGUGGAGGCUCAGGCCCUGAAGGAGGAGCUGAACCGAGCUGUCGGCCAAUCAGCUCCCAGCACCAAGGCCAUGGAUGAGAGGAUCCGCCUUCUAAAAGAGGUGGAGAAACUGAAGCAGAGUCUGGCUCAGGCGGAGGAAUCCCGGUCCAAGCUUAUGGAUAGAGCUAAGAGACAUCAAACGGUCCACGUGAUGAAUCAGACCAAGCUGGAGCGAGAGCUGCAUCUGCUGGACGACAUGAUCGAGACCGUCAGGAAGACCAUGAUCUCCGUGCCACAUGUGGUGAAGAACUGUGUGGAACUGCAGAAACUGGUGGAGUUUCUUGGAUGAAGAUGUACAUAAAAGAAGGAUUUGUUUCAGUGAUGGGGAUUGUUUUUUUUUAACCUAAACAUUAGAUGAAUAAAUAAAGUUGUUUUUUUAAGGGAAAGAUUUCCGG